UGAAUGAAAAAGAGGGUCAGAUUUCGGUCUGGGUGGGGGGCACAGGGGGGGGUCAUCUUGCUCUCUCUCAUUGCCUCACCGGAAGGAACCGGGGACUCUGCGAUGAGGAGGGAAGGCUGCCAGGUGUACUGCGUCUUCGGGCAAGGACGCUCCGGUUCCUCCGGGGUGCCGAAGGAAGAGGGCGUCCUGAAGGAGCCUUCCCAGCUUCCAAGAUCACCGACAAAGACUGAAGAGGAGCCGGGUCCGCCACCCGAAUUUGGUUGCCGCAGAAGAUGGGCGUUUGGACUGGUGCCAGUUUUAUCGUGUGUCGCCGCCAUGGCUUUAGCCGCCCGCUAUUUGACAUCGGCCCCGCCCUCCUCCGUGUUCUUCCUGGGCUGCAGCGUGGAGUUUCCCAACUUGAGCUUCUCCGCAGAACUCGCCGACGGUUCCUCGCCGCCGUUUCACCUGCGGGCGCGCUCUUUAAAGCCUUACUUCUCCGAACUCUACAAGUCCUCCCCGUGGAGCUCUUACUACCUACGCUCAGGGAUUGCUGCCUUCAGUGAAGGCACAGAAGGCCUCAACGUGUUCUACUGGAGUCAAUUCUCUGCCCCGGGCCACAUCGCCACGGCGAUACAGCAUUCCAGCCCGGAGAGGCUGCAGCGCUUGCUGCCGGGCAGCAGCAAAGUUGUGCGGGAUGGACGACGCGAGCAGCGGUACUACUUGAAGCAAGACGACGUCACGCUACACCUUCUGGGUUUGGAUCCCGAUGACUGGGAAGAAAAGUCCGAUAAAUUUAAGAAUCCAACCGGCCUCCAGAGCGGAAAGUGGCAGUUCGGCUUCCAAGCGGUGUCUUUCGACCUGUACGCUAAACACGGCGUGAACCGCACCCUGGUUCUGGUGAGUCCCAAGAAACUCUACUACCAGUGGCGCCUCCGUGUGCCGUCGGGUCACGCGGUCCGCCUGGUGGUCCUCGCGUUUCACGGCGGUACUGCCGCCGCCGCGCCGAGCUGCAGCGCUCACAUGAUGUCCGCCUACGACUUCCUGCUUCCUUUGCAGAAUAAGAUCAUCGCCAGGUGGUGCGGGCCCCACGCGACGCCGGUCUCCUCGCCCGCCACGAGGCUGACGUCCUCGGGGAACGUCAUGCUGCUCACCUUCUCCUUCAGCCGGCAGAGGGAGGGAGCCGUCUUCAAAGCGUACUUCCAGGCGGUCCCCAAGGCAGGUUGUGGAGGAUCACUGUUCUCUUGGAAUGGCUCCGUUUCCUCACCGUACCAUCCCUAUCACUACCCUCCUAACAUAGACUGCAGGUGGACACUCCGGGCACCGUUGCCCGGGUACCUGAUCGCCGUGACGAUUGUGACCCUGGACAUCCAGCAGUCGUCGGAUGGCUGCGAGAAGGACUGGCUGGACGUCGGCGGCGUCAAAUUGUGCAACCAGGUAUCGGACAACGGCAGAAGUCGGGUCUACUCGUCACCCCUCUCCAUCCACUUCCACUCAGACGAAGCCGUGACUCACCGGGGUUUCUAUCUGCGCCACCGGGCCUUCUGGCCGCAGGGCUCCUGCCCGCCGCGUCACUUCAGCUGCAGCGACGGCCGCUGCAUCCCUUUGAGGAGAGUGUGCGACGGCGUCAGGGACUGCGAGGACGGACGCGACGAGGCCAAAUGCUCGUCGUGCAGGCCCGGCCAGGUGUUGUGUGCUAAUGGCCAGUGUCACGCUCAAAGCAGCCAGUGUGGCGUCUGCGCAGACAGCAACGAAGAGAGUGGCUGCAGAAGUAAAUGUUACCACACGUGUCCCAACAAAUUGUGCCUGCCCAAGUCUUCAGUGUGCGACGGCGUUGUGGACUGUCAAGACAGCAGCGAUGAGAUGAACUGCACCAGAGCAUGUGAGCAUUUGGGAAAGAAUCAUCAUUUUCUCCCGCCGUUGGAUUUCUGGGUGUCUUUGUCCCUUCCCGCAGACGUCAAAGCUUGCUCGUCGUCAUCCUUGUACAAAUGCGCCAACGGAAAGUGCGUGACGAAGCUCAACCCCGAGUGUGACGGAUUCAAAGACUGCCAGGACGGGUCUGAUGAGCUGCGGUGUGGUUGCGGCGUCCGGCCCCGAAAGAGGCCCAAGAUCGUCGGGGGCACCGACGCAUCUCCGGGCUCGUGGCCGUGGCAGGUGAGCCUCCAGAUGGAACGUUACGGCCACAUCUGCGGCGCCACCUUGCUCGCCACACGCUGGCUCGUCUCGGCGGCGCACUGCUUCCAGGACUCGGACUCCAUCAAAUAUUCCGAUCCACGCUCGUGGCGAGCCUACAUGGGGACGCGCUUGAUGGCGGCGGGAAAGAGCGCCGUGUCUGUCGCCAGCAGGCCGGUGCGCCGCAUCGUCCCGCACCCAAAAUACGAGCAGCUCACAUCCGACUACGACAUCGCCCUGGUGGAGCUCGCCGCCCCCGUCUUCUUCAACGAGCUGGUGCAGCCCGUGUGCGUGCCGGCACCCUCGCACGCCUUCGCCAUCGGGACCAGUUGCUUCGUCACAGGCUGGGGCGUCCUCACGGAGGAUGCCGUCCAGCCAUUGCGAGGAAACCGGCGUGAAUUGAAAUUUGUGUGCGUGUUAAUGCCAGGGGAGCUGGCGUCUCGCUUGCAGGAGGCCUCUGUGCGAAUCAUAAACAGGAACACCUGCAACAAAUUUUACGAUGACGCCGUCACUCCCAGGAUGCUUUGCGCGGGGAACCUGCAGGGCGGGGUGGAUGCUUGCCAGGGUGACUCCGGGGGUCCGCUGGUGUGUCAGGAGCGCAACCGUCGCUGGUUCCUGGCCGGCAUCGUGAGCUGGGGCGAAGGCUGCGCCAGGCAGAACCGUCCCGGCGUCUACACGCAAGUGGUCAAAUUUGCCGACUGGAUCCAUCAGCAGACCCGAGGUCAGGCCUGACCCGAUGCCAACAAGAACCAGGAAAACACUUUUGGGGGGUCUGUUGCGGAUUGAAAAAAAAUAAAAAAACUCAAGUCACUAAAAUGUGUUUCUUCUUUGCACUGUGGUGAUAUUAAAGAGAAAGGUAAUUCCAAAAAAAACUGAGUCUUCAUAAAAUCCAACCUUAGGCCUUCUCGUUGAGUUUACAGCGACCUCCAGUGGUCAAUUGCUGUCAAAUGUUUUUAAUUUGCAUGUGUGGAAGGCACCAUUUCAUUCACGGAUGUGAGUGAUGGAAAACAUCAAUGUAUGAGAGCGUUUCAACUCUAAAAACAGUUUGGUCAAAAAUAACCCAUAUUGGGUCCAAAAAAAAGGGACUGACCCCAAAAACUUGGGUCAAAUGAAUCGCAACUCAGGUUUUGAGUUGUUCAAAACGAUCCAAUUUGGGAGUAGUUUCGUAGGUUAUUUAUUUGACCCAACAUUUUGGGUUAAAUAAAUUCCCAAAACAUCUCCAAGGUUGUACAUUUGGACUUACUUUUGGCAUCAAAUGAAUAACCCAAAAAUUGGGGUCAAGUCCCUUUUUAAUCAUUUUUAAGUGUACACUCUAAAACCAGUUGCGCCGAAAAUAACCCAAAUCGGGUCACAAAAGGGACCAACCCAACUUUUUGAGUUACUUAUUUAACCCGUGAUAUUGGAUCAAAUUAAUAAACUCAAAAAACACUUUUUGGUUUGUUUUAUUCCAAACAACCCAAUUUUUGAGGGUUUAAUUUUUCCAAACUACCCCAAAUUUUGGUUGACAAACCAGCAUUGGGAAUUUCUUGUGCUUUAUGAAUUUUGACCCGACAUUUUGAAUCAAAUGAAUAACCCAAGAAUUAGGGUUAUUCCCUUUCUUAUGUGGGUUGCAAAUUUCCCCAGUGUGGGACUAAUAAAGGUUAUCUUAUCUUGUGACCCAAAUUUUGGUGUCCAAUGAAUACCCCCCCCCCAAAAAAAAAGUUGGAUCGGUCCCUUUUUGACUCACCUUGGGUAUAUUGUUAACCCAACUGUUUUUUUUGUAUGUAAAAGCGUUUGACUCGUGAAUGUGAGUGAAGAAAAAUCUUGUUUGACAGCGGUUCACCAGAGUGUCUAAAA
Messenger RNA from Hippocampus comes (tiger tail seahorse), 3984 nucleotides. Its product is annotated as suppressor of tumorigenicity 14 protein homolog. The transcript is spliced from 18 exons. NCBI's taxonomy places the organism in Eukaryota, Metazoa, Chordata, Actinopteri, Syngnathiformes, Syngnathidae. Gene Ontology annotation, biological process: proteolysis. The coding region runs from base 4 to 2880 and encodes 958 amino acids. Gene Ontology annotation, molecular function: serine-type endopeptidase activity; protein binding. The record is from RefSeq and is a predicted model, not a curated record.